AGCGGACCCUUCACCAUGCAACCAAGAACUGUGGCGGCCGCGGUCGGAGGAGGAGCCCUGGCGGUGUUGGCGGUGCCCGUGGCCCUGGGAGCCCUGGGUUUCACCUCGGCCGGGAUCGCAGCCUCCUCUGUAGCCGCCAAGAUGAUGUCAGCAGCCGCUGUUGCCAACGGGGGCGGCGUGGCUGCCGGCAGCCUGGUGGCGACCCUGCAGUCGGUGGGGGCAGCCGGACUUUCCACAUCAUCCAACAUCCUCCUAGGCUCUGUGGGGUCUGCUUUGGGGGCUUGGGUGGGACAUUUGACAAAGAAGCCCGAGUCAGAGGAAGAUGAGGAGUCCACAUCAGAUGAAGAUGAGGAAUAAAGGCCUGGCUCCAUGUGUUCUGCUC
Perognathus longimembris pacificus (Pacific pocket mouse) is the source of this 382-nucleotide messenger RNA. RefSeq names its product interferon alpha-inducible protein 27-like protein 2A. Bases 16 to 357 code for a protein of 113 amino acids. Gene Ontology annotation, cellular component: mitochondrion; membrane. The transcript is spliced from 4 exons. Lineage: Eukaryota; Metazoa; Chordata; Mammalia; Rodentia; Heteromyidae. The record is from RefSeq and is a predicted model, not a curated record. Gene Ontology annotation, biological process: apoptotic signaling pathway.